This is a messenger RNA of Sparassis crispa, 1524 nucleotides long. RefSeq names its product Multifunctional cytochrome P450 monooxygenase af510. The transcript has 13 exons. The record is from RefSeq and is a predicted model, not a curated record. Gene Ontology annotation, molecular function: oxidoreductase activity, acting on paired donors, with incorporation or reduction of molecular oxygen; iron ion binding; monooxygenase activity. The coding region runs from base 1 to 1524 and encodes 507 amino acids. Lineage: Eukaryota; Fungi; Basidiomycota; Agaricomycetes; Polyporales; Sparassidaceae.
AUGGUCUCUGCCAUGAUCUAUGCGGUCUGUGCUUGUGCAGUAGUAGCGCUGAUUUUUUUAAAGGGCGGGCGGAGACGAGCUUCGCCUCUCCCACCUGGCCCUGCAGCGCAUCCCAUUAUAGGACAUCUUCUCAAGUUUGAUCCCGCCCACCAGUAUGAGUUAUUCCGGAGAUGGGCGAAUGACUACGGAGAUCUAUUUCAUCUCCGGAUUCUGGGACAAACCAUGAUUAUCGUGAAUUCCUUGAAUGUUGCUACUGAACUCAUGGAGAAGCGAAGCUCCAACUACAGUGAUCGGCCUGAUUGCACAACCAUUGAAAUGAUGGGUUACGAAAUGAACCUCGUGCUACUGCGAUACGGCCCGAAAUGGAGGAAGCUCAGGAGGAUGUUCCAAGAGUACCUGAACAGUAGAAUGUCUCCUGUGUAUCAAGCAACUCAACUCAGAGAAGCGCACGUCGUGCUCAACAAAUUGCUGGUGGCACCCACCGAGAUUCGUUCCGCAACUCACAGGUUUGCCUUAGCCACCGCCUUGGAGGUUGCUUAUGGAAUUCGCAUAUUAUCUGAUGAUGACGUCAACAUCGAGCUCGCUGAGGCUGCCAUUGGCGGUGUGGAAGAAGCUACGGCAGGAGUCUCGCUGAUAGACAUGUUUCCCUUCCUGAAAGAUGUGCCGCAUUGGUUGCCGGGAUGCUCAUUUUUAACCACCGUACCUCGUUACUGGCGUCCAGCGACUCGAAGGAUGAUCGAAGUGCCGUUCAAUAACGUGCGGAGACAAAUGGCUGCUGGGGUUGCGCCGCCAUCGUUCGCGGCUUCCCUCUUGGAACGUCUCGAUGUCAACAAUGUCGGCGUGGAAGACCUCAAAGAUAUUGAAGGUGCUGCUUCAACUGUCCAUUCAGCCGGGACUGAGACGACAUGGUCAUCUUUGCAACUUUUCUUCCUUGCGAUGAUGUUAUUCCCAGAGGCGCAACGUAAGGCUCAAGAAGAGAUCGCCAGAGUUGUUGGUGUCAAUCGACUCCCGGACUUCAGUGACCGUGAAGCGUUGCCCUAUCUGGAGUGUGUACUGCAGGAGACGAGCAGAUGGCAUCCAGCCGUACCUUUGGGUAUACCUCAUCGAAGUCUCCACGACGACGUCUACAACGGGAUGUUCAUCCCAAAGGGUUCGUUCAUCAUUCCCCACGUUACUGCAAUGAGUCGGGAUGCGAAGGUAUACAAGAACGCCGAUGACUUCUAUCCGGAGCGAUUCCUUCCUGCGCCCGCCGGCUACGGCGAGCCACACCUGAGCGCCGCCUUUGGGUUUGGCAGGCGGAUCUGCCCUGGCAGACACCUUGCCGGCAACAGCACAUGGAUCGUAGCAGCGACAGUGCUCGCCGCCUUCACUAUCAACAAACCAAUCGGGAAAGACGGCCAGGUGAUCGAACAGAAGAUAGAGUUCCUGACGGGAGGACAGACAAGCCCUCCGAAGCCUUUUGAAUGCGUCGUUCGGUCGCGGUCAGAUAAGAUGGUGGAGGUGAUCAUGCAGUUGUCUGAUUGA